Messenger RNA from Bombina bombina (fire-bellied toad), 6289 nucleotides. It is a transcript of the gene TFAP4, whose product is annotated as transcription factor AP-4. The transcript is spliced from 7 exons. Gene Ontology annotation, cellular component: nucleus. Gene Ontology annotation, molecular function: DNA-binding transcription factor activity, RNA polymerase II-specific; protein dimerization activity; RNA polymerase II cis-regulatory region sequence-specific DNA binding. The record is from RefSeq and is a predicted model, not a curated record. Gene Ontology annotation, biological process: regulation of transcription by RNA polymerase II. The coding region runs from base 1596 to 2588 and encodes 330 amino acids. NCBI's taxonomy places the organism in Eukaryota, Metazoa, Chordata, Amphibia, Anura, Bombinatoridae.
AGCCCCCUAUUUCAGCUCCCACUCAUGUAGCCCCCUCUUUCUCCCACUCAUUUAACUUCCACUGUCUCCCACUCAUUUAGCUAGCUCCCACUCAUGUAGCCCCCUUUCUCCCACUCAUUUAGCUAGCUCCCACUCAUGUAGCCCCCUUUCUCCCACUCAUUUAGCCUCUCUUUCUCCCACUCAUUUAGCUAGCUCCCACUCAUGUAGCCCCCUUUCUCCCACUCAUUUAGCUAGCUCCCACUCAUGUAGCCCCCUUUCUCCCACUCAUUUAGCUAGCUCCCACUCAUGUAGCCCCCUCUUUCUCCCACUCAUGUAGCCCCCUCUUUCUCCCACUCAUUUAGCUAGCUCCCACUCAUGUAGCCCCCUCUGUCUCCCACUCAUGUAGCCUCCUCUUUCUCCCACUCAUGUAGCCCCCUCUUUCUCCCACUCAUGUAGCCCCCUCUUUCUCCCACUCAUGUAGCCCCCUCUGUCUCCCACUCAUGUAGCCCCCUCUGUCUCCCACUCAUGUAGCCCCCUCUGUCUCCCACUCAUUUAGUUAGCUCCCACUCAUGUAGCCCCUCUGUCUCCCACUCAUUUAGCUAGCUCCCACUCAUGUAGCCCCCUCUGUCUCCCACUCAUUUAGCUAGCUCCCACUCAUGUAGCCCCCUCUGUCGCCCACUCAUUUGGCUUUUUUUCCUCCACCCAUGUAUCUUUCUCUUUCCUCUCACCUUUACAUAUUUGUCUCUCUCCUCAUUCUUUAUAUCUCUCACCCCCUUUCCUUUAACGCUCUAUUCCCCUCUCUAAACUCUCUUUUCUGUCCUUUCCCUACCCCAGCUGGUCUGUCCCCGCUCAACAAUCCGUCCAGCUCCAUCUUUCCCUUUAGAUCUCCUCUGUCUCCCCCUCAUCCGUCUCUCAGUUCUCCUUCCUCCAGCUCCCCUCUCUCUCUCUCCCCGUCUAGCUCUCCCUGUCUCCCUCCUCCAGUUCUCUUCUGCCUGCCAAGCUGUCAGCUGAUGGGACUGAUCACCCAAGCGUGGCGCAUGCAGCCAGCCCAACCCCCCUCCUCUCCCCAUUCACAUCUUCUCUCACCCCUUCUUACCACCCUGAUGCCCCUUGUGCCCAGCUCCCCUGCCACAAAUGCCCAGGCAGUACCCACCCCCCGUGCAUAUGCCAGGCUUGUCCCUGCCUGCCCCCUGCCCAUUACACAGAUCCGUGCAGCGUCUGGCAAAUAGUCCUUUGUUUACAUGCAGAGCCUUACUCUGCGGAAGAAGGGCUGGGAUUUGACUGGGGGGAGGGGAGCUGUUUCUGAUCUCUCACCAGCUGUUUCCCGCCUUGAAACAGACAUCAGCUGCAAACACACACUCACAUAGAGAGGCAGAGCACAAGGAGAGAGCAAGAGACAGCCAGACGCCUCCCCCUGAUCAUCUGGGACAUCCUACCCACUACACCAUUGAUCCCGUGCACAUUUCAUACCCUAAUCAAUAGGGCUGAUCAGGGGGUCCUACCCUGCAAGGAACAGGGGGUGCUGCAACUAGGGGGUGCCUCAAGGGGGGGUGGGAGGGGUGCACUUGUGGUUUUUUUCUUUUUUUUGGAGGGGGGUCAGCCUCCUGCUGAUUGCUAUGGAGUAUUUCAUGAUGCCCGCGCAGAAAGUGCCCUCUUUGCAACACUUCAGGAAAACAGAGAAAGAAGUCAUUGGUGGAUUAUGCAGCCUGGCCAAUAUCCCUCUGACACCAGAGACACAGAGAGACCAAGAAAGACGAAUACGCCGGGAGAUUGCGAACAGCAACGAACGUCGUCGGAUGCAGAGCAUUAAUGCUGGAUUUCAGUCUCUUAAAACUCUCAUCCCUCAUACAGAUGGGGAGAAACUCAGCAAGGCUGCAAUACUACAGCAGACGGCAGAAUAUAUAUUCUCACUGGAACAGGAGAAGACCAGAUUAUUACAGCAAAAUAACCAGCUCAAGAGAUUUAUCCAGGAAUUUAGUGGUUCGUCCCCCAAACGGCGGCGGGCAGAAGAUAAGGAUGAAGGGAUUGGCUCCCCGGAUAUUUGGGAGGAGGAGAAAGCGGAGGAUCUGAGGAGGGAAAUGAUAGAGCUGAGACAGCAGCUAGAUAAGGAACGGUCGAUCAGGAUGAUGUUGGAGGAGCAGGUUCGAGCCCUUGAAGCUCACAUGUACCCAGAGAAGCUGAAGGCAAUAGCGCAGCAAAUCCAGGAGGGGGGGCAGACACAGGGGGAGCAGCACGAGGCUCUUGACAGGGGCAAGCAACACCUCUUCUCUCAGCUCCUGCCAGCGCACCUGCCCCCGGCUCCUACUCAUCAUCCCACAGUCAUUGUUCCUGCCCCUACACCCACUUCCCAUCAUGUCAACGUUGUGACAAUGGGUCAUUCCUCUGUAAUCAGCACAGUGUCUACAUCGCGGCAAAAUUUGGACACAAUUGUGCAGGCCAUCCAGCACAUCGAGGGUACGCGGGACAGGCAAUUACAGGAAGAGGAGCAGCGGAGGGCAGUUAUAGUAAACACUUCCCGUCCAUGCGGAGAUUCAGACACAGCGUCCGACACAGAAUGCGAUGAGAGCGAUGCAGAGCAAAGCAAGGAUGACUCCAUGGGCGAUCCCUGACAUCCACUGCCAGAGACAGAGACUGAAGGGAGACAGAGGGAAAGGGGCUGCAAGAGUAUGGCAGAGGCUAUCAGUCUCCAUCCCAAACCUUUAGGGUGUUUUAUAGGUGCAGUUUUAUGCUGACCUCGGAUACUGUAAGUGGGUUGUGGAGGGGGAAAGAGGUAAAAGCACUAUUGGAUUGUCAGAGCCACCAGAGAUACUGAGACUGGUGUAAGCAUGGUAAAGAAGCGGCAACAUCUGCUUAUGUUCAUGCAUAAAGUCCCUCUGUCACCUCCUUUCUUCAUGGAAGUUGUGGACGUCGUCCUGAUAGAAUUUCCCAGCACCACGGCCUGCGUUACUCAGCAAGAAGUUAUUUGGCAGAUAGGAUGAAUUUCCCUUUAAUAGUCUACUGCAGAAUGACGUGAGCUCUAGCCCCUAGCAGAAUCUGGUUAAAUGGGUCGGAGGGUAAAAUUUGUAAACGCAUACACAGUACAAUCUAUAGGUGCAUCGUUGUCUCAAAACAGUUCUUGUACUGAUACAACAAAGGCUCAGGCACAUCAAAUAACUUGCAUAAAGGUCUCUCCUGAAUGAAAAAAGUUCAUAGAUUAAUUUCAUGUAUUAAAGGGAUAUGAAGCCUAAAAAAAAAAAAUAUUUCUUUCAUGAUUCAGACAGAAGACACAUUUUUAAACAACUUAACAUUUUAGUUAAUUAUCAAAUUUGCUUCAUUCUUUUGGUAUCGGCAGCAGUGUAACUUCUGGGAGCUAGCUGAACGCAUUGACAAAGCUAAUGAUGAGGCAUAUAUGUGCAUUGCGCUUGCUACCUAGGUAUGUUUUCCAACUUAGAAUACUAAGAGAACAAAACAAAUUGGGUAAUAGAAUAAAUCAUGAAAGUUUGUUAAUUUUUGACUUUACUGUCCCUUUUAAAAAUCAGAUUUAUUUUUUUUGAAGCAGAGAUAUUGCAAUACAAUACUGUUCCUUAAACCACCUUAUUCCAUAACUGCAUCUGCAGCCAUAAAGAUUCCGUAAUGCAAACAAAUUCUAAAAUAUCUGCGCACGACACUAAUUAAAACAAGUUUGAGUUUUGUAUUCUGACUGGCAGACACUUCAAGUCCUACGUUUUUUGUUUUAUUCUAUUUUUUGCUGAAAACUGCCCUUCAUUUUUGCAAGGAAUUUACAUUUUGAGAUGUCUGCUGGCCUUGUAGGUUGGUUAUACGGAUGCGCAAAAAGAGUAUUCUAGAGCGGCCAGCCAAUGGCUACAAACAUAACGCAUCUCAAACCUUAAAUAAACAUGAAACCCCACAUUUUUCUCUCAUGAUUCAGAUAUAAAUAAAAAGGAAACUUUUUUUUUUAAAAGUUGUAAUCUCUAUUAUCAAAUUUUGUGCUAUUUUAUUCUUUGAAGAGAUAUUUAGAUAGGAAGCAUAAUUAAAGGGACAUGACACCCACAUUUUUUUCUUUCAUGAUUUAGAAAGAGAAUGCAUUUUUAAACAUCUUUCUAAUUUACUUCUAUUAUCUAAUUUGUGUUAUUCUCUUGAUAUUCUUUGCUGAAAAGCAUAUCUAGAUAUGCUCAGUAGCUAAUGAUUGGUUGCUGCACAUAGAAGCCUCAUGUGAUUGGCUCACCCAUGUGCAUUGCUUUUUCUUCAAAUAAGGAUAUCUAAAAAAUGAAGCAAAAUAAAUAAUCAAAGUACAUUUUAAUGUUGUUUAAAUUUUUAUGUUCUAUCUGAAUCAUGAAAGAAAGAUUUUGGGUUUAGUGGCCCUUUAAGUCUGGAGCACUACAUGACAGAAAAUAUUGCUGCGCUUGCUAAUGUGUAACAUUGCUGCAAAACUGCUGCCAUAUUGUUCUGCAGACACGUGCACACUCCUGAACUUAUAGCCCUGGUUUUCAAAAAAAAGAAUAACAAGGAAAAGAAGUAAAUUGGAAAAUUGUUUAAAAUUCUGUUCUAUCACUCCUAUCUGAAUUCUGAAAGAAAUAAAAUUGGGUUUAUGUCCCUUUUAAACUCUGCUAAUUUGUUUAGCUAUUGCCAGAAUUAUUCAGUAAAAAUGUGCAUGAAUUUAUGUGCAUAAUCGCUCACCCAACCCCCUUAACAUUUAAUUAAGGAAAUGCCUUGCUCCCAUGGUCCAAAGUGCAACUGGGCCUUACAAUUCUAGCUUGGCUAAAGUCUGCUGGGAUAAAAGUAACUCCUUAGAGCCUGUGUUUUUGUUUUUCCUCUCCACCUGUAUGGUUUUAAAAUUCCCAAGUCACAAGCACUUAAAUGUUUUCUCUGUUUUGGGAUUAUUCUGCCAGUAGUAAUGUUUGCCAAGCUUGGCAUCAGUUGGAUAAGUUUUUCUUUUUAUAUAUACACACAAAAAUAAUAAUAAAAAAAAGCCUGGAAAUGAGCAUGCUUUCAUGAACAUAGAUAAGUCUCUCAUAUUUUUUUAUGAACAUGUACACCAAUGUGAUGUAAAAUAUAUUAUAGAUUUGUAUUAAAACGUCUAAACUUAGGAGCCAUAAUUGCUGUAAUAAAGAGGGAGUACAUUUAUAGAGAUGCAUUUAUGUUUUAAGAAAUGUAUUCAGUUGCCAUACAAUAAACAUAUGUAUGUCUUAGAAAAUCUAUAUAUAUUUAUAUAUUAGAUCAUACAUACAAGAACACAGGUGUGACACGACGAGGCAUAAUUCUUUCCCCCCCCCCCCCCAUCCCCAAAAGAAUAAAUAAAAAAAUAACUACUUUGCUAGUCCAGAGUGGAAAGAGAUUAGUCCACUAAAUGUUAUUCAUAGUUAAAGAUGGGGGGGACGGGACACUUUUUUUUUUUAAUUUUUAUUUAUGGUCCACUGCAAUUUCUUACUCUCUUGGGACUAGUAAAAAUGUCAAGCCCUGUGUGUUUAUGUGUGUGUGUGUAUAUAUAUAUAUAUAUAUAUAUAUAUAUAUAUAUAUAUAUAUAUAUCUAUAUAAUUAUAAUCUGCAAACUUUUCAUGUGCACUUGUAAAAAUAAGCACUGAAUAUUUUGAACCCUAUUUCUACGGUUAAUAAGUUAUUAAAGGGACAGUAAACUUGAAAUAAAACUUUCAUAAUUCAGAUACAACAUACAAUAUUAAAGAACUUUCCAGUUUGCCGAUUCCUAUCAAAUUUGCUUUUUCUUGGUAUCCUUUGUUGAAGGAGCCACAGUGCACUUCUGGGAGCUAGCUGAACACAGUUGAGCUAACGAGGCAUUUAUGUGCAGCUACCAAUCGGCUCCUAGGCUACCUCCCAGUAGUGCAUUGCUUCUCCUGAGCCUACCUGUGUAUGCUUUUCAACAAAGGAUACCAAGACAACAAAGCAAAUUAGGUCCUAAAAGUAAAUUGGAAAGCUUUUAUAAAUUGCGUGAUCUAUCUUAAUCGUGGAAGUUCUAAUUACUGUCCCUUUAACCAUCUGUAUAAGUACAAGAAGCUGCUUCCAUGAGGCCGGGUAAUUACACAGGGUUUUUGACUCUUCUUGCCUGAUGUUGAGAGACUGCUUGUUCAUCGUUAACAUGUUCAUGUCCAGAACUGACCCCUCUGCCUCUCUCCCUUGCUUGGAUCAUGGAUCUCCCCCUUUGCUGGAUAUGGAUAAAUCUUCCCAUCAUUGUUUUUUGUUUGUUUUUGUUUUUUUAACCAUUUUAAGCUCUUGUGUUUAUGGAGAGAAAAAAAAGCUAUUUUAUAUUUUGUUAAGAAAGUGACAUUAAAAAAAAUCCCUGCAAGGCUGCGGCCUUUGUAAAGGAACUGAAUAAAAA